This is a messenger RNA of Musa acuminata AAA Group (dessert banana), 1879 nucleotides long. RefSeq names its product F-box/kelch-repeat protein At3g61590-like. The record is from RefSeq and is a predicted model, not a curated record. The coding region runs from base 409 to 1629 and encodes 406 amino acids. The transcript has 2 exons. Lineage: Eukaryota; Viridiplantae; Streptophyta; Magnoliopsida; Zingiberales; Musaceae. Gene Ontology annotation, molecular function: protein binding.
GGAGAGAGCAGAAAAGAAUGAAAGAUUAAGAGACGGCUGGAUUUUUAAGUGCUUUUCUUGCUCCGUUUCUAAUCAUCAAGACGAACAGCAAGAAAAUGUCACAUUUUUCUCGGUUUUUUCGAUUGCCUUUGAGAUGUUUUCGUUUGAUUUUUGGACAACCGGGGAGGUGUUACCGGUGUUCGACGAUUUGAUAAUGUGAAUGCCUUUGGCUCGUUGCGGCUGCAGUUUGUCUUGUUCGAAUAAUUGCCGCAGUCCUCUGAGACGAGCAGAGUUUGGUGGUUUUCGCUUACACGCCACCUUUCGCUUGUCAUGCUAUCGUCCAAUCUUUUUCCGGCUUUCGGCUUCCUCCUGAUUGCGUUUUAUGGUCCAUCCUCUUGAUCUUGUUGUGUGUGCCGUCUCAUCUUCCUCAUGGCGGGUGAGACAUCAUGGGAGGAGUCUUACCCUGUCGCCUACUUCCAGAGUGAGGUUGCGGGCCUUAAGCCGACCUCCGAAGACAGCGAUGACCAAGAUGAAGAUGCGUUGAUCUCAUUGGACGCCGUUCUGCCCGAUGACCUCUUGGAGAAGGUCUUGUCCUUCUUGCCCAUCGCGAGCAUCGUCAGAGCGAGCUCAGUCUGCAGGCGGUGGUACGAAGCUGUGCAUUCCGGGAGGUGCUCGUGGACCAAGAUGUCGCCCCAGAAGCCAUGGUACUUCAUGUUCACCUGCAGCGACGACGCCGUCGCCGGCUACGCCUACGACCCGAGCCUCCGGAAAUGGUACGGCUUCGACUUCCCCUGCAUCGAGAGGAGCAACUGGUCGACCUCCUCCUCCUGCGGGUUGGUCUGCUUGAUGGACGGCGAGAACAGGAGCCGCGUCUUCGUCUGCAACCCGAUCACGCGGGACUGGAAGAGGCUGCACGACGCCCCCGGGGGGAAGGCCCCCGAUUACAGCGCGCUCGCCAUGUCGGUCGACCGGAGAACCCACGGCUACACGGUCGCCGUCGCCAAGUGCAAGCAGGUGCCUCAGGACUAUUACCAGUGGCAAUUCUCCAUCCACGUCUACGAGUCGAAGACCAGAGCGUGGCUCACCCCCUUCGCCGAAGUCUUGGUGGGCUGGCGGGGCGGAGACGAGUGCGUGAUCUGCAAUGGCGUCCUGUAUUACUUGAUCUACUCCACCGGCGUGCUCAGGAACGUCGAGCCGCGCCAUUGCCUGGUGAUGUACGACCUCUCGGCGCGGCCUGCCCGAACGUCCCUAAUGCGGACGGCGAUCCCUGUGCCAUGCUCUCUGACCUGCGGCAGGCUGAUGAACCUCAGAGACAGGCUAAUCAUGGUCGGCGGGAUCGGGAAGCCCGACCGACCGGGCAUCAUCAAGGGCAUCGGCAUCUGGGAGCUUCAGAGGAGGAGGGAAUGGCGGGAGGUGGCUCGAAUGCCGCACAAGUUCUUCCAGGGGUUCGGCGAAUUCGACGACGUCUUCGCGAGCAGCGGCGCGGACGAACUCAUCUACAUACAGAGCUUUGGAUCCCCUGCUCUGCUGACCUUCGACACGACCCAGAAGCUGUGGAGGUGGUCGACGAAAAGCCCCGUGACGAAGAGGUUUCCUCUGCAGCUCUUCACUGGCUUCAGCUUCGAGCCGAGGCUCGAGGUCGCUUCCUGAUUUCUGCUGCUCAUUGCUUUCUUUGCCUUUCCGUCUACAACUCGAAGCAAUCAUGCCAUAGUUUUUGUUUCACGUGUCUAAGAGAAUUACAUGGAAUGUUUAUAUGAUGGACAAGAACAUUCUUGCAAUGAUCAUGGAGAUUCUACAGAGUGUUAACCUUGUUUUGUUCAGCUUGUACAGUAUAGUUUAUUUUGGACUUUAAUGAUCUAUCCAUGGAACAGAGUGAUCCAACAAAGAUUUGCUUGUCUUC